This is a messenger RNA of Ctenocephalides felis (cat flea), 1335 nucleotides long. Its product is annotated as oxygen-dependent coproporphyrinogen-III oxidase-like. Bases 143 to 1324 code for a protein of 393 amino acids. The record is from RefSeq and is a predicted model, not a curated record. Gene Ontology annotation, cellular component: cytoplasm; mitochondrial intermembrane space. The transcript is spliced from 6 exons. Lineage: Eukaryota; Metazoa; Arthropoda; Insecta; Siphonaptera; Pulicidae. Gene Ontology annotation, molecular function: coproporphyrinogen oxidase activity.
GUCAUUUAAAUAAUUCCUACAUUAAUCACGAUUUAUUCCUUUACUAUGAAAAUCUCAUAAGAGAUGAUAUUUGAAUGGAUUUUGAUAUUAUUUAAAUCAUUUACCGUUGACAUAUUUUAAAUAGCAUUAAAAAUAGUUUAAUAUGUGGUGUAACAAGAUCAGAAAUUCUUUUAAAGCGAGUUCAAUGCUUGGGAUAUUUCAACAUGCCAAACGAACUAAACUUAAGUAUGUUGCUGCAUUUAUUGGUACAGGGGUUGGCAUUAGCAGCAACCUCAAAGACAAGCAAGUUGAAAUGUCUGUUUCAAAAAUAAACUGCACAAAAUUUUUAGCUGACCCUAUAACACCUGUAGAAGAUUUACAAAAAACUCCAAACUCCAUGCGAACAAAAAUGGAAUUACUUGUGCUACGAAUACAAGGGGAAUUUGUUAAAGCAUUGGAAAAUGAGGAAAAUUUUGAUUCCAAAUUUCUGAUUGAUAGAUGGAAUAGGCAAGAUGGUAAAGGGGGUGGAAUUACUUGUGUUUUGCAGGAUGGAGAUGUGUUUGAAAAAGCGGGAGUGAAUAUCACAGUAAUGACUGGUGAACUAAAACCCCAGGCCAUUCAGCAAAUGAAAAGUCGUGGAAAGCAAUUCAAAAAUGAAGGUGGACCACUAGAAUUCUUUGCGGCAGGUGUUAGUGCAGUAAUUCAUCCCAAAAAUCCUCAUGUACCUACUGUACACUUUAAUUAUCGAUAUUUUGAAGUUAAGGAUUCAGACAAUAAACUUCAUUGGUGGUUUGGCGGAGGAACUGAUCUCACACCCUAUUACUUAUAUGAAGAGGAUGCAAUGCAUUUUCACAGAACUUUGAAAAAUGCUUGUGAUCUUCAUGAUCCAGCAUAUUACCCAAAAUUUAAGAAGUGGUGUGAUGAUUAUUUUAUUAUACCGCAUCGCGAUGAACGAAGAGGAAUAGGUGGAAUAUUUUUUGAUGAUUUGGAUUCACCAUCUGCUGAUGAGGCAUUCGAGUUUAUAUCAACAUGCGCUGAUUCCGUAAUACCAUCAUUUUUACCAAUAGUCAAAAAAAGAAAAAAUGUUAACUACAGCUAUAGAGAACGUCAGUGGCAGCAGGUCAGACGUGGUAGAUAUGUGGAAUUUAACCUAAUGUAUGACCGAGGCACUAAAUUUGGUCUUUAUACACCUGGAGCUCGUUAUGAGAGUAUCUUAAUGUCUCUUCCUCUAAAUGCGCGAUGGGAAUAUAUGCACAAAGUACCAGCUGGAUCAAAAGAGGAACAACUAUUAAAAGUAUUAAAAGAACCUUAUGAUUGGGUAUCAUAUAAAGUGAACGAAAAGUAAAUUUAAAGUAA